GUGUAUUGUAACUCGUUCUACCUGUGUUCCCGGGGGAAGCCGUCAAUACUGCAGUGCCCGGGGGACGCGUACUGGUUCAGUAAGACCAGGAAGAACUGCAUUGCCAGAGCCAAUAUGAAGAACGAAUGUAACGAAGCAGGGAUACGGUGGGAGUCGGUGACAACUACCACUCCGGCCCCAACAACGACGCCGCCAUAUGCCUGCAAGGGCAAGAUUGGCAACUUCCCCCACCCCUCAGGAUGCAGCGCCACCUAUUUUCAGUGUCUCAGCGGUGGGAGGGUACUCGAGAUGCAGUGCGCGGGAGAUCUUGUUUUCAACCCGACAGGGGGCGCUGGUGGAAUGUGUGACUUGAGGAGUAACACCUUUUUCUGUGAAGAGACUCCAGAUCUCACUACCCAGGCAGCAGCUAAAACAACGAAGCCUCCUUUUGACCCUCGCGUCUACCUGUCUCCUGUAAACUGUAGCGAGGCUGGAGACGGAUGGUACGCCGAGCCCAGGAACUGUUCCCUCUAUCACCAGUGCUACAACGGCGACCACAGAGUCGGUGUCUGCCAGAACGGCGGCUUCUUCAACCCAUCCGGGAUGUUCUGCGACGCGCCGGGCAACGUCAGAGACAUAUGUCAACGUAACGGGGUCCCUAUACUGCAGUGUAAGCAACCGAACAUCUUCUUCGUCCCGCAUCCGUAUGACUGCACCAAGUGGUACACUUGCUCUAAGGGCAAAGUUCGCCGAACCCCCAACUCCUGUCCCGAGGGUUCCAUCUCCGUGUACAGCAAAUGUACCACCCACCUGAAGGAUUACCCAGAAUGCAGCGUGGAUCUCCACCGUGGAUACUUCUAUGGUGAGAAAGAAAAGUCAACAACACCUGCCACAACAACUACAGAAGCAACCACAACGGUUGAAACCACACCUGGUCCAGUUCUGUGUGACACAUUCGGGAAGCCCAUCUUUAGACACGAGACCGAUUGCACCCUGUAUUACCGCUGUCUCUCAGGAAUACGGGCCACGGUGGCCUGCGCAAAUGGCACGUGGUUCAAUCCUACCAUUAAUGGAUGUGACAAUAAGGAUAAUGUUAAAGACUGUUACGAAGGAAAAAUAUUCACAGGUAAACAUCCGGGCCUUACCACGGUCACGACAACACCUGAACCUACGACUACAACGAAAAAGACCACCCAGAAGAUUGUCCAAAAAACCUCCAGGCCCAGAGAGAAGCAAACUACGAAAAAACAACCCGAAGCGGAGCAUGCAACGCCAGAGAACAGCUUCCGGGUAACUCGGCGUCCAAAGUUUUGCGUCAGCGGUCAUUGCAAGGCCGGUGCAGGCGCAACACGCUUGUCGGAAUGGAUUGCGGUAGUUGUGUUCCUGGUUGUAAUGGAUGCGUUUAGAUGAGCGAUGUUCAAUUGUGCUUCUUUAUCACUGAUAAUUAUUUAAUAGUGAAUGUGUUUAUAAAACAUCAUGGGUAACUGUAUGAAAACGGUUCAUGCCAAGCACAGACAAUGAGUACGCUGUGAAUUAUCGGACUUCUUCAGUGAAAACAAAGCAACCUAGAUCACUGAUCUCGUGGAAUUAUACCGAACUGAAGUAAUAGCAGUGUAAAGGGUAACCUCUUCAAAGGUAGAGACUAUGAAUCUAUUAUUUUGUAUUAAACAAAGAUCUUGUAUUCAAUAAUACACUCAACACUCAAUAAUCAGUAGUAUACUCAACAGUUUACUGUAAAUAACCCAGGAUACUUAUCAAUAUCGAUAACAAAAUGUAAAUACAUUAAUCAAGAAGACGGUUUCAUGGACACUUACACGUGUACAAUUCUUGAAAACACACAUUGUUCUUUAAGUCAAGGAUCACAUUGUGAUAUUUUUGUCAUAUAAUAUCAUGUUAUAUA
Molecule: messenger RNA, 1879 nt
Organism: Lingula anatina
Lineage: Eukaryota; Metazoa; Brachiopoda; Lingulata; Lingulida; Lingulidae
Cellular component (GO): extracellular region
Molecular function (GO): chitin binding
Source: RefSeq, a predicted model, not a curated record